UAAUGUCUUGGCAUAUAUUUAAAAUAGUAAAGUUUAUCAGAACAAACAAACUUUACACAACCAGAUGUAAUAUGUUGAAUAUUAGAAGAGGAUGGAAGGUAAUAGCCGUGCCCGACUGGACGCAAAGGCUGAUUGCCAUGCCACCCUGGAGAAUCCAGCAGAUUAAAACAAGCACAGAUGAUUGACAUGAUGCCUAAGGUAGUAGCAGCCAUUUGAUACUUAAUAGUUAUCAAUAAAUUCAUUAUCGAUAAAUUUCCUUGAUCUUUUUGUCUAGACAAGCUUGGAGCGAUGUUCGUGUGCCUCAUUUUGGAUUGGAUUAUAAUAUCAUCGGGGAAUUUCUUCUUCCUGUCCUUGCCAACUUUGAUUGACUUCUUUAUGGCCACUAGGUUUGUCCUUCAGAGUCCAGAUACAAACCUUACCAAAGUCCAGACAUGAAUAGACAUGCAGUAGUACCAUUGGUAUGGUGAAGUUCCCAGACCAAAGUGAUAGGUUUUAUAUUGCACCUUGGACAAAAAACAUAAUAGAAGUAUCAUAAUAGUAGUAUCUCUCCUCUCUUCUCACUGGUUUGCUUUGGUUAGUACAACAAACUACACGUGUUUUUGGAAGUGCUUCUCAGAUUUGUUUAUGCCUAAACUUGGCUUCUUUUCGAGGGAUGCAUACCAUAUGCUUACUGAGAUGCAUAUGGUUUCCCCUUUAGACAUGUAUGUUCUUCCAUUGUUCUGGGAUAUUCAAGUUUGAUGCUGCCAUUUUAAAUACUCCCUCCAUCCUAAAAAAUUGUCGGAUCACUGAUACAUUCACAUUUUACAGUUAAAUCACUUGGAUCAUUACCGCAUAGCUAACUGAAUCAAACUACUUAGAAAUCAUAGAGAACAUAUAUAUAUUGCUACUGUUUUAACAAGUGCACAUGCGCCUAUCCCUGAAAAUGCAAUGAGCACUUAUCCUGAACUGAGGAAAGAUUGGUAAUUGCUCUGUAUAAAUGCCUUGCUGCUUGGUUGUCUGGAUAAGGGAAUAAUUUUGGCCAUGUUAUUAUUUGGCCAGGGAGUAAAGCUGUACAUGAGUUUUUUUUUUUUUUGUCGACUAACUAACUGCACUUGAGAUUCUUUUGUAAGUAGAGCUGUACAGAGAGUAACCCUGGGAGUGCUGCAGAGCAGGUUUUCUACUGUUAGUGUAAACCAAUAUUUUUGAAUGCAACUGAACACAAUAUCUUCUAUACUCUGUCCUUAUUCUCUUUUCCCAAGAAAAACACCAUGCCCUAUUUUCUCUAGAGUUUAUGCCUGAGAAGUGAUAACUAAUGCCUAAUACAUAUAGAGUUCAGGUUAAUCGCUUUUUGUUUGAUGUGCUGGUAUUAGUUGUUGUCUAGGUAGUCAUGUGAGAGUUUCUUCCAUUUGAGUACAUGUAGGAAGGGGAGCAUUCAACAUUUUUUUCUCCACACCCAUACAUUAAACUUCUGGUCCCAAGAACUUUUGUCAAAACAACUAAAGUUUCGUUCCCUACAAAAUGCUCUGUUUAAUAGAAUACCUUAUUUAGCAUCUGUUGCAUUCCUGCUCUCUAGAAAUAACCAAAUUCUUUAACAACAGUAUGUAUACAACUGAAAUAGAAAUCAGUAGCAGUUCUUCAAAUAUUGUGGCAUGCAAUGUGUAUGAUUAAUGUUAUUAAUAUUGUCUUUAUGUCCCAUUUAUAAAAAGCAAAUAUGCCCUAAAUCAUGUAAGGACCUUUUGGUUCCCACACAAACUAGAUAUCAUGCCUUAUGUAAAGUGCAAAGAAGAGAUAUUUUCACAGGUAUUGAUAUGAUCUAAUAAUUUUUGAAAAGACACCUUUACCUGCUAUGCAGAUCUACCAAUUGCAUGGAGGCAUUUCCUAGAGAAAAAUCUUUGACGAGCCAACAUGAAUGGAGGGCAUUCGGCAGCAGAACCCACUACAAGAUAAUCAUUGCGUGCUCUCCAAAUACACCAGAGCAAGGGUUCGACUCUACGAUGCGUCAAGGGAACAUAAAUCAUCAUGCUGUACCCCUCCGGCAGCAGUGGGUGGACUUCCGCCAAGGCCGACCCAUUCUUUGCAUCAUGUGGUAUGAGGGCAGUGACAUGGGACGAGGCAUUGGAGCUGUACCGAGGACAUAGGAUGUUGCAUGUGUGUGUGUGUGGCCCUACUAGGUACGAAGCUAAUUAUCUGAAUCCCUUGUGCAUAUAAAACUGCAGGUGCUUCUUUACUUAAGCAUGGUCAUUGAACUACUAUAGUUUUAAGCAUGGCCAGCUUACUGUUCAGUAUAUAUAUUCACUAUUACUCUGUAUGACUGUAUGUUCACAAUGGUGGGAAACUCUGUCUAUUUUUUUAAAGAAAA
Lolium perenne is the source of this 2338-nucleotide messenger RNA. RefSeq lists its product as uncharacterized. NCBI's taxonomy places the organism in Eukaryota, Viridiplantae, Streptophyta, Magnoliopsida, Poales, Poaceae. The record is from RefSeq and is a predicted model, not a curated record.